CAGCAAGCACAUGUGCUGUCGUAGGGCCGAAUCUCUGGAGAUGGCCCCCCUGGAGAGCUUGUCCUCUAUCCCCACACUGCAGUGUCUGGGCAAUGCUGGUGGAUGGCAGAGCUGGGCUGGAUGGAAACCAAAACCUGCUUUCCCUCCUUCCCUAGGUCAGGCAUUGUGGGAAAACUUGGUCUCUUCUGUGCCGUGCUACUAACAAUUAAUUAGUAACAGCUAGUCAUAGCAAUUACUGCUUGUGUUCCAGAGGGUUUGGACCCGUAUCCCAAGGACGAGGUGAUAUUCAUGUUCCCAGGGGUGCUGGGCAACAUGUCCUGAACACCCAGCACCGAGGGGUGCCUGCAAGGCUUGCCGGGGCCCAUGGGACCCUGCUCCCCUCCAUCCUGCCUCUCACACCAGAGAGCAUCAGGCUUUUCCUGCACUGCCCCCUCCCCGGUGGAGCAGGGAGCAGCUGAGCCUGCUGAAGGCUGGGCAGAGAGGAGUUAACUCCAAACCCAACCUCAGGGAGAAGGAAAAAAACACUCAACAGAGAUCAAUGGACCAGCAGCAAGAGCAGAGGGGGGGAAAGGGGGGAGACAGAGAGAGGGAAGGAGCUCCAGCAGGAGAGACACGCGUGCGGGAGCCGGGAGAAGAGAGAGCAGAGCCGGCGGUGGGCAGGGGGAAGCAGCGCAGCAGCAGGCAGGGAGACGGCGCUGCCGGGGCAAACUCUGCAUCGGCCCCGCCGCCGCUGCCUGGGCUGGACAGGAGCUUCCCCCAGCGAGCUGCGAAGCUGCAGGCCCUUCCUCUCAGAGGUGGCUCCAGGGUCUCCCUCCCCGACUCCAUCCUCUCCUAGCUGCCACCAUCCAACCUGAGACCACCCCUCAGUAUCAGGAAAAGGCACCCUUAUCUGCCUCUCCUCUGUGGAGCACAGCUACUGCACAGGGAACAAGGAGCAGCCAGCUCCAGGGUGGAGGUGGUCCCAGCUUAAGGAGCUUCUUUGGGGUUGGGAUUGGGAUGGGGUGCUGCUGCUGCAGGGUGUCAUACAGGCAUCAGGUCCCUGCUGCUGGAGGUGGCACAGCCCUGGGGUGAGUCUACCAAGACCAUUCACUGCCCACAGCAGCCUCCUUCCCCAUGGCAUGUGGAACAGCAGCAGGGAUUCAGAUUUGUCAAAGCAAACAAUCCCAAAAGGUUUAGCAGCUUUGGGAUUACAGACAAAUGUAGCGGAGGCCAGGCAGCAGGGCAGGGGGUCCUUCAGGAGGCUGGGAGCAAGGAGAUGCUGUGAUGAUGUCUGGGCAGGAGAAAGGGACUUCAGCUCCGCUCAAGCCAGGCAGAUAUGGGCUGACUGAUCCCAACAGCAUCCUACCGGAGACAUCACGAGGAUCCUGAUGUCAUAAUUUAACCAGCUGAUUGGGAUUGGUAUCUCUGGGAGAAAUGUGGACUUCAAACAAAGGCUGGGAUCAGGCUCCUUAGGGCCAUAGCUCUGGUGGCCACUGUGGUCAGCAGCGACCAGCACCUACAUGCUUAUGGCCGUGUAUAGGUGCUGUGUCUCCCUUUCUCCUUGCACAGGUCAGAUGGGCAGAUGCCAGAGGGAUGGAACGCCUCUUCCAACAGUCCAGAGCUGCGAGCAGCCGGGAUUAUUGUGCCCGUCAUCUUCUCCUUCAUCUUCCUCCUGGGUACCGUGGGGAACGGGCUGGUGCUGGCCGUGCUGCUGCGGAACGGCCAAGUCAUUAACACCACCAACCUCUUCAUUCUUAACCUGGCCAUGGCUGACCUGUGCUUCAUCAUCUGCUGCGUGCCCUUCCAGGCCACGAUUUACACCCUGGACGGGUGGCUUUUUGGGGCCUUUGCCUGCAAGGCUGUGCAUUUCCUGAUCUACCUCACCAUGUACGCCAGCAGCUUCACCCUGGCUGCUGUCUCCAUUGACAGGUACCUGGCCAUUCGCUAUCCACUGAAGUCCCGGGAUCUCCGCACCUCCCGAAAUGCAGGAGUGGCCAUUGUAGCAAUCUGGUCACUGUCGCUGUUCUUUGCGGGGCCUUACCUCAGUUACUACCAGAUUGUCCACUACCACGGGGUGCCCAUCUGUGUCCCCAUCUGGGAGGACCAGCGCCGGAAGAUUCUGGACGUCCUCACGUUUGUCUUCGGAUACCUUCUGCCCGUGACCAUUGUGAGCCUGGCGUACGCCAGAACCAUCAAGUUCCUGUGGACCUCCGUAGAUCCCAUAGAAAGGAUCUCAGAUUCCCGGAAGGCCAAGCGUAAGGUCACCAAGAUGAUUGUGGCUGUGGCCAUCCUGUUCUGCCUCUGCUGGCUGCCCCACCACCUGGUCAUCCUGUGCUUCUGGUUUGGCCACUUCCCCUUCAACCGAGCCACUUAUGUUUGCCGCCUGGCUUCCCACUGCCUUUCCUAUGCCAACUCCUGCCUCAACCCCAUCGUCUAUGCCCUCAUCUCCAAGCAUUUCCGCAAGCGUUUCAAGCAGGUCUUCACCUGCCUCUUCCUCCAGAACAAGACCAGGAAGAAGAAGAAGAGAUUUGGAAAGAAAGUCCAUGUGGUCAACGUGGGCAAAGGUUUCACCAACAGCACCAGAGGUUUCUAUGGAGGCAACAACGAAGUGGCCCAGGUCCCAGAGGAGAACACCAGGAAGAGGGACCCUGAAGGCGCCGGUCAUGCCAGAGCAUGGACUCACCAGCUACAAGAUAGUAUGUUCUCUGCUCAGAAAGAGCUACUGGAGGAGGAAAGCUUGGCAACAGCUGCCCAUCCCCUAGCUGUGACCCCCAAGAGGAGCUCAGGAGUUUCUGAUUGCUCACUACAGAUGAGCAAAGUGAAGAAACCCGUUUUCCAACCAGUUCCUGAGGGACUGCUGCCUCCGCUUUGAUCUUUGCUUGCUACUCGGAGCUUCAUCCCUUCCUUCUGGGGCUGAAGGACCUGUUGCUCUCUGAGCAGUGAGGUUAUUCAGUGAUGUUAGCCCUAUGUGUGUGGCCAGACAACUUUUUUCCAUGUGAUGAUGACGACUGUGAGAGAAACAAUGGCUGUCACCAAAGCAGAAGGUAGUGCCCAGGCUGCAAAGAGAGCCUGGGAGCCAGGGGACAGUAGCGGUGAGGCAAAGGAGAAAGAAACAGGCCUGUAACACCCAUGCGCACUUAGUUCUUGUCUCCUUAGUGCCCCUUUCUAUCUGAAGGUGCUGGAAUUUCUCCCCUGCUUGACCUUAAUAAACCCUGGUAAUUUCCUUCUCCUGCCACA
Molecule: messenger RNA, 3216 nt
Organism: Pezoporus flaviventris
Lineage: Eukaryota; Metazoa; Chordata; Aves; Psittaciformes; Psittacidae
Gene: GALR3
Product: galanin receptor 3
Exons: 4
Coding region: 1562-2851 (429 amino acids)
Biological process (GO): G protein-coupled receptor signaling pathway
Cellular component (GO): membrane
Molecular function (GO): G protein-coupled receptor activity
Source: RefSeq, a predicted model, not a curated record